Molecule: messenger RNA, 1654 nt
Organism: Abrus precatorius (Indian licorice)
Lineage: Eukaryota; Viridiplantae; Streptophyta; Magnoliopsida; Fabales; Fabaceae
Product: protein COBRA-like
Exons: 6
Coding region: 95-1453 (452 amino acids)
Biological process (GO): plant-type cell wall cellulose biosynthetic process; cellulose microfibril organization
Cellular component (GO): plasma membrane
Source: RefSeq, a predicted model, not a curated record
AGAGCUGAGAGGCCUAUCCCUCUAUUUGCUCUCUCCUUUUUUGGUGCAGAUCUUGAAAUUGAACUACAUUGUCAUAGAAAAUCUGCACCACGAAAUGGAAUCCACCAUGUUACCCUCCAUUGGAUCUAUUGCCUCUCGUGGUGCUGCUUGUACUGUCUUGCUCAUGAUACUGCUCUCUUGCUACACAUUCAAUUCUACAGAAGCCUAUGAUGCGCUUGAUCCAACUGGCAACAUAACAAUCAAAUGGGAUGUCAUUAGCUGGACUCCGGAUGGCUACGUUGCUGUUGUUACAAUGUACAACUUUCAACAAUAUCGCCAUAUUCAGGCCCCUGGGUGGUCAUUAGGGUGGACAUGGGCUAAAAAAGAAGUAAUUUGGAACAUGAUGGGAGGCCAAACCACAGAGCAGGGGGACUGUUCAAAGUUCAAAGCUGGAAUUCCACAUUGUUGUAAGAAGGACCCAACAGUGGUGGAUUUACUGCCAGGAACUCCUUACAACCAGCAGAUUGCAAACUGUUGCAAAGCGGGAGUCUUGAAUUCUUGGGCUCAGGACCCCAGCACAGCUGUAAGUUCUUUUCAGAUUAGUGUUGGUUCUGCUGGAACAACCAACAGAACAGUAAAACUGCCUAAAAAUUUUACCCUCAAAGCACCAGGACCUGGUUAUACUUGUGGUCCAGCAAAAAUUGUGAAACCAACAACAUUUAUUACCAAUGACAAGAGGAGAAUCACCCAAGCCAUGAUGACCUGGAAUAUAACCUGCACUUAUUCUCAGUUCCUGGCUCAAAAGACACCAAGUUGUUGUGUUUCCCUCUCAUCCUUUUACAAUGAAACUAUAGUAAACUGCCCCACCUGCACCUGUGGCUGCCAAAACAGAACAGAACCUGGCAGCUGUGUAAAUCCAGACUCCCCACAUUUAGCUUCAGUUGUAUCAUCAUCCGGCAAAGCGAUAAACACGCCUCUAGUUCAAUGUACCAGUCAUAUGUGUCCUAUUCGCGUGCAUUGGCACGUGAAGGUCAAUUACAAAGAGUACUGGAGGAUCAAGAUCACAAUCACAAAUUUCAAUUAUAGAAUGAACUACUCGCAAUGGAACCUUGUUGUGCAGCAUCCCAAUUUUGAUAAUCUUACCCAGCUCUUCAGCUUUCAGUACAAACCACUAACACCUUAUGAAGGCUUGAAUGAUACAGGUAUGCUGUGGGGGGUCAAGUUCUACAAUGAUUUUCUUUCUUCAGCUGGUCCCCUUGGUAAUGUUCAGUCAGAACUCUUAUUUAGAAAAGACAAAUCAACCUUCACAUUUGAUAAGGGAUGGGCCUUCCCCAGAAGGAUUUAUUUCAAUGGAGAUAACUGUGUUAUGCCUCCUCCAGAUGCCUAUCCUUGGCUUCCAAAUGCAAGUUCAAAACUAGUUUUCUCUUUAUUAAGUACAGUCAUAGCUAUUUCAACUUCUUUGUUAAUCUAUUGAAUCAAUCAUAGAGAAUGUAGAGAUGCCAUCUACUCUUUGUGAGUAUUAUGCACUUUUCUUCUGCCCCAGUAUGUUAAAGCUGAAGUCAACCCCAUAUCAAGGAUGCAUAGGAGCUGCUAUUAAAGCAACAAAAAGUGAUGCAAAAGCAUAAAUGACUGCCACAAGAAUUGUGUGCUUUAUGCACCUUAGGGAUUGAAUUGU